Leptosomus discolor (cuckoo roller) is the source of this 1605-nucleotide messenger RNA. NCBI's taxonomy places the organism in Eukaryota, Metazoa, Chordata, Aves, Leptosomiformes, Leptosomidae. The record is from RefSeq and is a predicted model, not a curated record.
GGACAAUUAUUUCUUAAGUGGUGGUGCUUCACUGCUGAAUUCUGGCCUUGCUUCGUUGGCCUGUGGAUUUUUGUUACUCCCUGUUUCUGCAAAAUAAGUUGAACAGGCAAAAUGGACUUCUCCAGGCUACCCAAAAUCCGUGAUGAGGACCGAGAGGCUUUUGUUGGCUAUGUCCAUGGAGUCUCGGGACCUGUGGUCACGGCAUGCAACAUGGCAGGUGCUGCUAUGUACGAGCUGGUACGAGUAGGCCACAGUGAACUGGUGGGGGAGAUUAUCCGACUGGAAGGUGAUUUGGCAACUGUUCAGGUGUAUGAAGAAACGUCUGGUGUCUCUGUAGGAGAUCCUGUACUCCGUACUGGCAAACCCCUGUCAGUGGAACUAGGGCCUGGCAUUAUGGGAGCUAUUUUUGAUGGUAUCCAGAGACCUCUCUCAGACAUCAGCACUCUGACCAAAAGUAUCUAUAUCCCCAGAGGUGUCAACGUGUCAGCUUUGAGCCGAGAUGUCAAAUGGGACUUCACACCUUCCAAAAAUCUGCGGGUUGGCAGCCACAUCACUGGCGGAGAUAUUUAUGGUGUGGUGAAUGAAAACUCCCUCAUCAAACACAAAAUCAUGCUGCCCCCACGGAACAGGGGUACAGUUACAUACAUUGCUCCACCAGGAAACUAUGACACUUCAGAUGUUGUCUUAGAGCUGGAGUUCGAAGGUGUGAAGGAGAAGUUCACUAUGGUCCAGGUCUGGCCUGUACGUCAAGUCCGUCCUGUUACUGAGAAGUUACCAGCCAAUCAUCCUUUAUUAACAGGCCAACGGGUCCUGGAUGCCCUCUUCCCGUGUGUACAAGGGGGUACAACAGCGAUUCCUGGGGCAUUUGGUUGUGGGAAGACUGUGAUCUCUCAGUCUCUCUCAAAAUACUCCAAUAGCGAUGUCAUCAUUUAUGUAGGCUGUGGAGAACGAGGAAAUGAAAUGUCUGAAGUGCUGAGAGAUUUCCCUGAGUUAACAAUGGAAGUUGAUGGCAAGGUAGAAAGCAUCAUGAAGAGAACAGCUCUGGUAGCAAAUACCUCUAACAUGCCUGUGGCUGCCAGAGAAGCCUCUAUCUAUACUGGAAUCACUCUGUCCGAGUACUUCAGGGACAUGGGCUACCAUGUCAGUAUGAUGGCAGACUCUACCUCCCGAUGGGCUGAGGCCCUCAGAGAAAUUUCAGGGCGACUGGCUGAAAUGCCAGCUGACAGUGGUUAUCCAGCCUACCUUGGUGCCCGUCUAGCCUCUUUCUAUGAGCGAGCUGGCAGAGUGAAGUGUCUGGGAAAUCCUGAAAGGGAAGGCAGCGUCAGCAUUGUCGGAGCUGUCUCUCCCCCAGGUGGUGACUUCUCUGAUCCUGUCACAUCUGCUACACUGGGCAUUGUUCAGGUUUUCUGGGGCCUGGAUAAGAAGCUGGCACAACGCAAGCACUUUCCUUCUGUCAACUGGCUGAUCAGUUACAGCAAAUACACACGUGCCCUGGAUGAGUACUACGACAAGCAUUUUACAGAGUUUGUCCCUCUCAGGACAAAGGCCAAAGAGAUCCUACAGGAGGAAGAGGACCUUGCAGAGAUUGUGCAGCUUGUGGGGAAA